UUGUGCGCGCGUUCCGGACGGUAGUGAUUGCCGUGUGUGUCUCGUCGUCGUCGUCGCUGUUAUAGCCGUCGCCGUCGUCGUCGUCGCUCGCGUAGUCGUAGUUCGUGAGAAAGCAGAGCCAAAGCGUAGCUGGUAAAAAACGUUAUACGAAAAAAAUGUUAGCGAAAAUGGUCAAUAAAUAGAAAUUGAAACAAUUGAAAAAGAGCAAAACUUUUGCAUAGCUUAACGAAAAAAAGACGAAAAACAAACUGAAUAAAAAUUAAAAUAAAAACACUGUUAAUUGAACAAGCACAAGAAACGCCGCAGCUUAAAGUAAAAGACAGGCUACAAAUACAACAACAACAACAACUGGCGCAAAUGCAGCAACGAUCGUUGGCGUCGUCGCUGCGGCGCGUCAACAAAAAACCAGCAGCAGCCGCAGCAAAAGGAAGAAUCAAAAAACCAACAACAACGUCGGCAGCAGCUUGGCUCAAAAUGCUGCCGCUAUCGACGUCGCCGCCUCUGCUAUUGCCGCUGCUGCUGCUACUGCUCGGCAUAGCCGCAUUUAGCUUGGACAGCUGCUCAUGUUACGCGGAUGCCAUUCCCCAACAACAACAACAACAACAACAACAGCAGCAGCAACUACAACAACUCGGAGCUCAAGCAGGACAAUCGCACCAACAGCAACAGGCGCCGCGUUUUACAACGCAUCCGUCGUCAUCGGGAUCCAUUGUUAGCGAAGGACGCACGAAGAUUUUACAGUGUCAUGCGCUGGGUUCGCCGCAGCCCACAUAUCGAUGGCUCAAGGAUGGCAUACCCGUUGCCGAUUAUUCAUCCAGUCAAUUUUAUCGCAUUCACAUCACCAAGCGCGAGGAUGCCGGCAGCUAUCAGUGCAUUGCCAGGAACGAGGCUGGCUCGAUUUUCAGUGAGAAAAGCGACGUUGUUGUUGCCUACAUGGGCAUCUUCGAGAACAUAACCGAGGGUCGUUUAACGGUUGUCAGCGGUCACCCGGCCAUAUUUGAUAUGCCAGCGAUUGAUUCGGUGCCGAAGCCAUCUGUCAUUUGGCAAACGGAGGAGGGUCCACUUAACUAUGAGAUCAAAUAUGCCGUCACCCAGGCGAAUCAGCUGAUUGUGUUGAGCGCCGAUGAGAGCGAUCGGAAGGCGUAUCGUGCACGUGCCAUGAACACACAGCUGGGCAAGGAGGAGAUGAGCGCGUUUGUCCAUCUGAAUGUCACUGGCGAUCCCUAUGUGGAGGUGGCGCCCGAGAUAAUCGUGCCGCCGCAGGAUCUCAAACUGAAGCGCGGCGAGGGCGUGGCCGAGCUGCAAUGCAUCGCCAAUGCACGACCACUGCACGAACUGGAAACCAUUUGGCUGAAGGAUGGCCUGCCCGUGGAGAAUGCCGGCGUAUCGCACACCCUGAACGAUCCAUGGAAUCGCACCCUGGCCCUGCUGCAAGCCAAUAGCUCGCAUUCCGGCGAGUACAGCUGCCAGGUGCGUUUGCGCAGCGGUGGCUAUCAAACGGUCACGGCUACCGCCCGUGUCCAGAUCAUAGAGCCGCCCAUGUUCUUUACGGCCAUGCGCGCCGAGACCUUUGGCGAUUUCGGGGGUCAGGUGAUGUUGCCCUGCGAUGUGGUCGGAGAUCCCACGCCCCAGGUUCAAUGGUUUCGCAAUGCCGAACGCAUCGAGGCGCAGUUACAAACUGGCGGAUACACGCUGAAAGCUGAUAAUACGUUGAUAAUUAAAAAACUGACGCUGGAGGAUGAGGGCAUGUUCCAAUGCCUGGCGAGCAAUGAGGCCGGCGAUAAAUCUGCCUACACCUGGCUGCGUGUGAAAAGUAAGUCAACUUCGCUGCAGCCGCGCGUGAAGCGUUUGGCGCAGCCGCGCAUAUUGCGGGUGAGAGCUUCGCAUGCUGGCAUGGGAUCGGGUCCGGGAUCGGGAACGGGCUCGGGCUCGGGCUCCGGCAUGAGCGCUAGAAAUCCCAACAGGGGCAUGGGCAACGGCACGGGCAAUAAACGCAAGGAAUUUCGCUUUGCCUCGGCCCCGGUUAUGGAGCAGCCGCCACAGAAUGUGACCGCACUGGAUGGCAAGGAUGCGACCAUUUCAUGUCGGGCUGUCGGCGCACCGAAUCCGAACAUAACCUGGAUCUAUAAUGAAACUCAACUGGUCGAGCUAUCGAGCCGCGUUCAGAUACUCGAAUCUGGCGAUUUACUCAUCUCGAAUAUGCGCGCCUCCGAUGCGGGCCUCUACAUAUGUGUGCGCGCCAACGAGGCGGGCACCGUGAAGGGCGAGGCUUAUCUGGGUGUACUAGUGCGAACACAAAUCAUCCAACCGCCGGUGGACACAACCGUGCUGCUUGGCCUGACCGCAACGCUGCAAUGCAAGGUGUCCAGUGACCCCAGUGUGCCGUACAAUAUCGACUGGUACCGGGAGGGACAUCCGGCGCCCAUAAGCAAUUCGCAGCGCAUUGGCGUUCAAGCAGAUGGCCAGCUGGAGAUACAGGCGGUGCGGGCCAGCGAUGUGGGCAGCUAUGCGUGUGUGGUUACCUCGCCCGGUGGCAAUGAGACGCGCGCGGCACGUCUCAGCGUUAUUGAGCUGCCAUUCCCGCCCAGCAAUGUGAAGGUGAAGCGCCUGGCCGAGCCGCGGCAGCGCAGCAUCAAUGUAUCGUGGACGCCGGGCUUCGAUGGCAACAGUCCAAUAUCCAAAUUUAUUAUACAGCGUCGAGAGGUCUCCAAAUUGGAAAAAUCCGAUGAUCCAGUACCAGAAUUGCUGCGCAAUUGGAUCACCGAAUUGAGCAACGUUUCUGCCGAUCAGCGUUGGAUUCUCCUCGAGCACCUGAAGGCAGCCACCGUCUAUCAGUUUCGCGUGAGUGCCGUUAAUCGCGUCGGCGAGGGCUCACCAUCCGAACCAAGUAACGUCGUCGAGCUGCCCCAAGAAGCACCAUCGGGCCCGCCAGUUGGUUUUGUCGGUUCGGCCAGAUCCAUGUCGGAAAUCAUGACGCAAUGGCAGCCGCCGCUGGAGGAGCAUCGCAAUGGCCAUAUACAGGGCUAUAUACUGCGCUAUCGACUCUAUGGCUACAACAAUGUGCCCUGGACCUAUCAGAACAUUACGAACGAGGUGCAGCGCAGUUUUCUCAUCAAAGAGCUGAUUACCUGGAAGGAUUAUGUAGUACAGAUCGCCGCCUACAAUGAAAUGGGUGUUGGCUUAUACACUGAGGGCGCCAAGAUCAAGACCAAGGAGGGCGUGCCCGAGGCGCCGCCGACAAAUUUGCGUGUCGUGGCCCUGAACUCGACGGCCGCCAGGAUCAGCUGGAAGCCACCGAAUCCGCAACAGAUAAAUGGCAUCAAUCAGGGCUAUAAGAUCCAGGCGUGGCAGCAGCAUCAGAUCGACGGCGAGCCGCGUGACGUGGAGAAGCGCAUGGUGACGGUGCCGCCCAGUCUAAUCGAUCCGCUGGCCGAGCAGACGGCCAUAAUCAAUGGGUUGGACAAGUACGCCAGCUACAAUAUCAGCGUAUUGUGCUUCACCGAUCCCGGCGAUGGCACCAUCAGCCAAAAGGUGCCCGUCAUGACCAAGGAGGAUGUGCCCGAUGAGAUAACUGCCCUGCACUUUGAUGAUGUCUCCGAUCGUGCUGUUACCGUCCUGUGGGCGCCACCGCGCCACGCCAAUGGCCUGCUCACGGGCUAUACGGUGCGCUAUCAGGUGCGCGAUCGUCCCGAGACCAUGAAGUCCAUUAAUCUAACCGCCGAGGACACACAGCUGACGGUCAAUCAGCUGCAGGCCACCACGCACUACUGGUUCGAGAUCUGCGCCUGGACAAGAAUUGGCAGCGGUGCACCCAAGACGGCAACCAUACAGUCGGGCGUGGAGCCAGUGCUCCCUCAUGCACCGACCAAUCUGGCGCUGUCCAACAUCGAGGCAUUCUCCGUUGUGCUGCAGUUUACGCCCGGCUUCGAUGGCAACUCGAGCAUCACCAAAUGGAAGGUGGAAGCGCAAACGGCACGCAACAUGACCUGGUUCACCAUCUGUGAGAUCAGCGAUCCCGAUGCGGAGACACUUACCGUGACCGGUCUAACGCCCUUCACCCAGUACCGUCUGCGCCUGAGCGCCACCAAUGUGGUCGGCAGCUCGCGCCCCUCGGACCCCACCAAGGACUUUCAGACCAUACAGGCCCGUCCCAUGCACGCUCCCUACAAUGUCACCGUACGGGCAAUGAGCGCACAGCAGCUACGCGUCCGCUGGAUACCGCUGCAGCAGACGGAAUGGUUUGGCAAUCCCCGUGGCUACAACAUCACCUACCGUCAAAUGGAGAGUGUUGCGGGCGCCAUUAGGCGAACGCCGCGCAGCGUACUCAUCGAGGAUCACACGGCCAAUUCGCAUGUGCUGGACGCUCUGGAGGAGUGGACCCUCUAUGAGGUGCUAAUCAAUGCUUGCAACGAUGUGGGCUGCUCCCGGGCCAGCAAUUCAGAUGAGGAGCGCACACGUGAGGCGACGCCAACAUAUGGGCCAUUGGAUGUCCAGGCGAAUGCCACAUCCUCGACAACUGUGGUGGUGCGCUGGGGUGAGGUGCCGCGCCAGCAUCGCAAUGGUCAAAUCGAGGGCUACAAGGUCUUCUAUGCGGCCCCAGAGCGCGUCAACAUGGUGCCAGUGCUGCACAAGACCAUAACGACCAACAGUACCUUUACCACAACCCUGACCGAGCUUAAAAAAUAUGUCGUCUAUCAUGUCCAGGUGCUUGCCUACACAAGAUUGGGAGAUGGUGCGCUAAGCACGCCACCGAUGCGCGUCCAGACCUUUGAGGAUACGCCCGGUGCACCGUCGAAUGUUAGCUUUCCGGAUGUGACCUUCUCGAUGGCCCGCAUUAUCUGGGAUGUGCCCGAUGAUCCGAAUGGCGAGAUACUCGCCUACCAAGUCACCUACACGCUCAACGGCAGCGCCAAUCUCAACUAUAGUCGCGAGUUCCCACCCUCGGAUCGCACCUUCCGUGCCACCCAGCUGCUAUCCGAACGCUAUUACAGCUUUAGUGUGACCGCCCAGACGCGACUCGGCUGGGGCAAGACGGCCAGCGUGCUCGUGUACACCACCAACAACAGGGAUCGGCCGCAGGCGCCGUCAUUGCCGCAGAUCUCGCGCAGCCAGAUCCAGUCUAGUCAGAUCACCUUCAGCUGGACACCGGGUCGGGAUGGCUUCGCACCGCUGCGCUACUACACGGUCCAGAUGCGCGAGAACGAGGGUCCAUGGCAGCCGCUUCCGGAGCGCGUAGACCCGUUGCUUAGCUCGUACACAGCCCUGGGAUUGAGACCGUAUACCACCUACCAGUUUCGCAUACAGGCCACCAACGAUCUGGGCCCCUCGGCCUUCAGUCGCGAGAGCAUUGUGGUGCGCACCCUGCCCGCCGCCCCAGCCAUUGGUGUGGGCGGACUGAAGGUGGUGCCCAUAACGACGACAUCGGUGCGCGUGCACUGGAACGCACUGGAGACGGGCAUGUGGAAUGGGGAUGCAGCAACCGGUGGCUAUCGCAUCUUGUAUCAGCAGCUCUCCGACUUUCCCACGGCCCUGCAGUCGACGCCCAAAACGGAUGUCAUGGGCAUCAAUGUGAACAGUGUGGUGCUCUCCGAUCUGACUCAGGAUCGUAACUAUGAAAUUGUCGUGCUGCCAUUUAAUUCCCAGGGACCGGGUCCGGCAACCCCGCCAGCGGCUGUUUAUGUCGGCGAGGCGGUGCCCACCGGAGAACCGCGCGCUGUCGAUGCUGCGUCCAUAUCCAGCACCGAGGUGCGCCUACGCUGGAAGCCACCCAAGCAGAGCAUGCAGAAUGGCGACAUUUUGGGCUACAAGAUCUUCUACCUGGUCACGUCGUCACCGCAAGCGCUCGAGCCCGGCCGCAAGUGGGAGGAGGAAAUCGAGGUCGUCUCCGCCACGGCCACAUCGCACAGUCUCGUCUUUCUCGACAAGUACACCGAAUAUCGCAUCCAGCUGCUAGCCUUCAAUCCCGCCGGCGAUGGACCACGUUCUGCACCCGUUACGGUCAAGACGCUCCAAGGCGUGCCAAGCGCUCCGCUCAAUUUGCGCUUUUCGGACAUCACAAUGCAGAGCCUGGAGGUCGCUUGGGAUCCGCCCAAGUUUCUCAAUGGCGAAAUUCUGGGCUAUCUGGUGACCUACGAGACCACCGAGGAGAAUGAGAAGUUCAGCAAGCAGGUGAAGCAGAAGGUAUCCAAUACUACGCUGCGCGUCCAGAAUCUUGAGGAGGAGGUCACCUAUACAUUCACCGUGCGCGCCCAGACCAUUGACUAUGGACCCGCGCUUAGCGAGAAUGUGACCACAGGCCCACAGGACGGCUCGCCCGUGGCACCGCGCGAUUUAAUACUCAGCAAGACGCUCUCCAGCGUCGAGAUGCACUGGAUUAAUGGACCAUCCGGUCGGGGACCCAUUCUCGGUUACCUCAUCGAGGCCAGGAAGCGCGAUGAUUCGCGCUGGACAAAGAUUGAGCAGACGAAGAAGGGCACCAUGCAGGACUUUACCGUUAGCUACCAUAUAUUGAUGCCAUCGACUGCGUAUACAUUCCGCGUGAUUGCCUACAAUCGUUAUGGUAUAUCGUUUCCGGUAUACUCCAAGGACUCCAUAUUGACCCCAUCGAAGCUACAUCUGGAAUACGGAUAUUUGCAGCACAAGCCAUUCUACAGGCAGACAUGGUUCAUGGUCUCGCUGGCGGCCACAUCGAUAGUCAUCAUUGUGAUGGUCAUUGCCGUGCUUUGCGUGAAGAGCAAGAGCUACAAGUAUAAACAGGAGGCACAGAAAACGCUAGAGGAAUCCAUGGCCAUGUCGAUUGAUGAACGCCAGGAGCUGGCACUGGAGCUGUAUCGUUCGCGUCACGGCGUCGGCACAGGCACACUGAACAGCGUGGGCACACUGCGCAGCGGCACGCUUGGCACCCUGGGCCGCAAGUCGACCAAUCGACCCCCGACAAGUAUGCAGCUAGGCAAGAGUCCUCCAAGGCCGUCGCCCGCUUCGGUAGCCUACCACAGCGAUGAGGAGAGUCUUAAGUGCUACGAUGAGAAUCCGGACGACAGCAGCGUUACAGAGAAGCCAUCUGAGGUGAGCAGCUCCGAGGCCUCCCAGCACUCGGAGAGCGAGAACGAGAGCGUACGCAGCGAUCCGCACUCAUUUGUAAAUCACUAUGCCAAUGUCAAUGAUUCACUGCGUCAAUCGUGGAAGAAGACAAAGCCGGUGCGCAACUAUUCCAGCUAUACUGACUCCGAGCCGGAGGGCAGCGCAGUGAUGAGCCUCAAUGGUGGCCAGAUUAUUGUCAAUAAUAUGGCCAGAUCGAGGGCGCCACUGCCUGGCUUCUCCUCAUUUGUCUGACAAUCAACCGAAUUCUAAGAUCUGAGCAACAGUAGCAGCAGCAACGUCAUCAGGGAGACAUUCGUCUAAGCAGACGCAACAGGCGCAACAGGCACACAUCAACGAAUUUCACGCCGGUAAAAGGAAACACAAACCAACGAUAUCAUCCAGUGGCAUUCCCCCUUGCUGUGUGUGUGUGUGUGCGUGUGCGAGUGUGCGUGUGUAUGUGUCUGGAUGCCUGUGACAUGUGUUUAGCUGCUGCCGCUGUGCUGCUAUAUGGACAUUUCGUUAUCUAUAUACGUAUAAUUUAUAGUUUCUAGUACGAGAGAUCUGAGAUUUACAAGCAUUUAGUUUUUAAAAAAUGUUCCACUGACCCAGCCCCAAUAAUUAUUUCUAUAAUUAUUAUUAUUUUAAUGUAAUUUUUAUAGAUUUUACUUUUUUUUUUUUUUUGUAUUUUAAUUUGUUAGUUAACUUAUUUGUUUGCUGUGCGUCCGUUGUCUGCCACGCCCACAACUAGUUCGUAACUGACAUUUAUCGAAAGCAAAAACUUGUGAUAAGUAAAUUUUUGCACGGUUUCGGUAGUGUUUUUUUUUUGUUUUUUUUUCGUAUGUAAAAUUUUCUGAUGUGUUCAGUGGGUGAAUGAUGUGAAUGUGAUUGUGAAUGAUCAACUCUUUUAGCCCUGCGCAAUCUCAUUAUUUUUUAAUAUUUAACUAUUUUACAUCUGAAGAAAACAACAAAACAAAAAAUGAUAAGAAACAAAAAAAUGAAAAAUGAAAAACGAAAAACUCGCAAAAUGCGUAGAAGAAAAAGAAAAAAUAAUUAAAUUAUUGUUCAUUUUGUUGUUGCCUCUGCCUGAACCGGAAAAUACAGGGUAUUCGGCAGGGGCAACCGCGACUGAUGCAAUCAGUUAGACAAAUGCAAAAGUGAAUAGAAAAAUAUACUUGAAGAGUAAUCGAAAGAAAUUGAAAAACAAAUAGCAUAUCCAACAAGCGCAAGAAAUGAUGAAAAGAUGAAAUGAUGAAAUGAUGAAAGGAUGAAAGGAUGAAAUGACGAUGACGAUGAUGAUUUUUUUUUUUUUUUUUAAAUGUGAAGACGCUUUACAUGUAUUUGAAAUAUCAGUAGGUAUAUAUGUAUGUGGGCACAUCUACAAAUACUUAUAGGCCAUAUUAAUGCGAUUUGCAGCACAUAAGCGACAAAUGCAACAACACAAUUGACAAAAUGACGAAGUGACGACAAACAUGACACGAAAACAAGAAGAAUAACACAUUUUCAAAUAUAUAUACAUAUGUAUUACCCCAAAUUUCCUCUCACAAUCAACAAGAUUGCAAUUGCAAAGAGAAAGUCUAGCGCUAGACACCAGAUAAAUGUUUGCUUAUAUAAAUGUAUCUAUGUAUAUUCCAAGCAUAUAUAUGUAUCGUAUGCAUUUGUAUACGGAUGGGGGGUUUUGACAGGGACAACCGUCUCUGAAUAUCGGCCGAAAACAGGCAUUAUGUAUGCGCGCGCAAAACUAUGCAUAGUUAAUAAAAUCUAGAAUGUAACGUUUUUAAUUGUUUAACUCGAAAGCAGAAUUCAAAUUGUAUAUGUCUAAGCAACAAUUUAUAUAUACUCUUUUUGUGUAUUUGUAUAUGUAUGUAUAUCUAUAACUUAAAUGACUGAUUAUAUAUUUUUCUCUUGAUUAUAUUCUGCUACUUACAUAUAUAUCUUUAUAGAUAUUUAUAAAAUAAUAUGUAAAAACAAUAUUUUUAUCAUUAUUAUUAUUAUUUUAAUUUUAUGAUAUAAUGUAAUCUGUAAAUCCCUUUGUGAAUGCGCAUUGGAUUUAAUGCUAACAAAUAUGUUUAUUAAGUAAUAUAAAUGCCUGCUCUUUUUUUUUUAUGAAAUUUACAUUUACUUCAAAGACUCGAAGCACAAUUUCAUCUAGAUAUGUAUGUAAUUCUAAUUGUUAAUUGGUCAGCAACUGAAAAAACAUAAAAACAAAAAACAAAAAACAAAACAAAAUGAAAUGAAAUGAAAUGUUUAAGUACGAGUACUAUAUAUGUAUUAAGGCAUAGGAACGAUUCAAACAGAUCGCAUUUGGAACCGCAGUCAGUGCAGUGCGAGAGGCAAGAAGCAAAGGAAGGAAGUUAGUUGAAAUCGCGCAGAAAGCGCUAAGUAUUAGCCUAUAUUUAUGUGUAAAUGUAAUUGACGAAUCAUUUGAUCCAAUAAAAAAACAAAACAUAAGUGUAUAAAA
This is a messenger RNA of Drosophila montana, 9538 nucleotides long. RefSeq names its product sidekick cell adhesion molecule (gene sdk). Gene Ontology annotation, biological process: cell-cell adhesion. The record is from RefSeq and is a predicted model, not a curated record. The transcript is spliced from 16 exons. Gene Ontology annotation, molecular function: protein binding. The coding region runs from base 358 to 7332 and encodes 2324 amino acids. Lineage: Eukaryota; Metazoa; Arthropoda; Insecta; Diptera; Drosophilidae.